GUCUACCAGUCUACCAUGACCCUGCCUGUGCCACCUCCACCUCGACGGGUGCGGCUCAAGCCCUGGCUGGUGGCCCAAGUGAACAGCUGCCAGUACCCAGGCCUUCAGUGGGUCAAUGAUGAGCGCAAGCUCUUUUACAUCCCCUGGCGCCACGCCACCAGGCAUGGCGCCACCCAGGAUGAGGACGACAACACCAUCUUCAAGGCCUGGGCCAAGGAGACGGGGAAGUACACGGAAGGCGUGGAUGAGGCAGAUCCUGCCAAGUGGAAGGCCAACCUUCGCUGUGCCCUCAACAAGAGUCGAGAGUUCCACCUCUUCUAUGAUGGGCCUCGAGACGUGCCACCCCAGCCAUAUAAGAUCUACGAGGUCUGUGCCUCGUGUCCUACUCCUGCAG
Gracilinanus agilis (Agile Gracile Mouse Opossum) is the source of this 394-nucleotide messenger RNA. Its product is annotated as interferon regulatory factor 5-like. The annotation marks the transcript as partial. NCBI's taxonomy places the organism in Eukaryota, Metazoa, Chordata, Mammalia, Didelphimorphia, Didelphidae. The record is from RefSeq and is a predicted model, not a curated record. Gene Ontology annotation, biological process: regulation of transcription by RNA polymerase II; immune system process. The transcript is spliced from 2 exons. Gene Ontology annotation, cellular component: nucleus. Gene Ontology annotation, molecular function: DNA-binding transcription factor activity, RNA polymerase II-specific; RNA polymerase II cis-regulatory region sequence-specific DNA binding.